CACGUCCCGCUUGUCCCUCCGUCCGUCCGUCCGUCCUCCCGUCCGUCCCUUCCGAGCGAUGAGGAGGCUCGUCCUCCUGCUCUGCACCGGCGUGACCUGUUGCAUCGCGGCGGGAGGCGCUCCGGGGGGAGGAAGAAGAGGAGGAGGAGGAGGAGGAGAAGAUGCCACCGAGCCCGAGCUGGUGGAGGAGAAGAGGGAGCGUGUCCCGGUCUCCAAGUCGCAGGUGAAGUUCAACCUCCGCUCCUGGUGGGACGGCGAAGAAGAAGAGGAGGGUUGCCCGCUCGCCAUCGGCCACCACAAGCGUCUGGAGGAGUGCAAGUUCAACGUGACGGCCAAAAGCUUCUUCAUCAUCCACGGCUGGACGAUGAGUGGCAUGUUCGAAACCUGGCUGGACAACCUGGUGGCCGCUCUUCAGGAGAGGGAGAAGGACGCCAACGUGGUGGUGGUGGAUUGGCUUCCUCUUGCCCACCAGCUCUACACCGACGCCGUCAACAACACCCAGAUUGUUGGAAAAAGCAUAGCGAGGCUGCUCGACUGGUUACAGGAGAACCCGCUCUUCCAGCUUGAGAAUGUCCACCUCAUCGGGUACAGCCUGGGCGCCCACGUCGCCGGCUUUGCUGGUAACCACGUCCACGGGACAAUAGGCAGAAUCACAGGCUUGGAUCCGGCCGGCCCUAUGUUUGAAGGAGUGGACCCCAGCAAGCGCCUCUCCCCCGACGACGCAAACUUUGUGGACGUCCUUCACACCUACACGAGGGAAACGCUAGGGCUUAGCAUUGGGAUCCAGAUGCCUGUAGGCCACGUUGACAUCUACCCCAACGGGGGAGACUUCCAGCCUGGCUGCGGAUUAAGCGAUGUCUUGGGAGCAAUUGCCUAUGGGACCAUUGCUGAAGUUGUCAAAUGCGAACACGAGCGGUCUGUGCACCUCUUCGUGGACUCCCUGGUGAACCAAGACAAACAGAGCUUCGCGUUUCAAUGCACCGAUUCCAGUCGCUUCAAGAAGGGCAUCUGCCUGAGCUGCCGGAAGAACCGCUGCAACGGCAUCGGCUACAACGCCAGGAAAACACGCAACAAACGCAACAGCAAGAUGUACUUAAAGACAAGAGCUGACAUGCCCUUCAAAGUCUACCAUUAUCAGAUGAAAAUGCACGUCUUCAGCUACAAGAGCCUGGGAGAGGUCGAUCCCACUUUCGCCGUCACCCUUCACGGCACCAAUGGAGACUCUGAACCUCUCGCCUUAGAAACGCUUGAUCAAAUCGGCCUAAACGCUACCAACACCUUCCUGGUCUACACGGAAGAGGACAUGGGUGAACUUUUAAAAAUAAAGCUCACCUGGGAGGGGACAACUCAGUCGUGGUACGAUCUGUGGAAAGAGCUGAAGAGCUACUGGUACCGGCCGGCGAAGUCCGCCCAGGAGCUGCACAUCAGACGCAUACGAGUGAAAUCUGGAGAAACACAACAGAGGUUUGCUUUCUGCGUGGAGGACUCCCAGCUGACCAGCAUAGUCCCUGGCAAAGAGCUCUGGUUCGUGAAGUGCACGGAGGACUGGCAAAAAAGACGUGUCUCAAAUUUGCUCUGAAGACUCCUCUGAAGACGCACAACCGAGCAAACCUAGAUGCAUGAAGACCACGCAGGUGGCAAGAUGCUCUGGCAAAAAAAAAAAACCUGGCUUGGUAGCACUUAAAGCAACCAGCUCCUCAGGAGUAAACAUCUCGGAUCAGAUGGAAGAAACCGAGGAGCAACUGCUGGACUGUGGUCCUAGACGUAGAAUAACUAAAAGCAACGUUCUCCCUUCCCCAAGGAGCCUGGUUUGUGUAUUUAACCUUACCUUGACCUGUUAAACGCUGCGUUUCCUGCCCGGCCUCCAUUAACCAGGACUACAGAUGAGAUCUUCACAGAUCUAGACCUCAGCAAUGAUCUUCUGGUCCUCCUGCCCAGUGGAGUUGAGAAGAUAACCGUGCCA
Calidris pugnax (ruff) is the source of this 1963-nucleotide messenger RNA. It is a transcript of the gene LIPG, whose product is annotated as lipase, endothelial. Gene Ontology annotation, biological process: lipid metabolic process. Lineage: Eukaryota; Metazoa; Chordata; Aves; Charadriiformes; Scolopacidae. The record is from RefSeq and is a predicted model, not a curated record. Gene Ontology annotation, molecular function: protein binding; lipoprotein lipase activity. The coding region runs from base 59 to 1579 and encodes 506 amino acids. The transcript has 10 exons.